This is a messenger RNA of Hansenula ciferrii, 975 nucleotides long. RefSeq names its product Myg1p (gene MYG1). Gene Ontology annotation, cellular component: nucleus; cytoplasm. NCBI's taxonomy places the organism in Eukaryota, Fungi, Ascomycota, Saccharomycetes, Phaffomycetales, Wickerhamomycetaceae. The transcript has a single exon. The record is from RefSeq and is a predicted model, not a curated record. Bases 1 to 975 code for a protein of 324 amino acids.
AUGGCUUCACAAAUUUUCAGAAUAUGUACACACAGUGGAUCAUUCCACGCUGAUGAAUCUUUAGCUGUUUAUAUGUUGAGAUUAUUACCACGUUAUCAAAACUCAUCAUUAGUACGUUCAAGAGAUCCUGCACAAUGGGAACAAGCUGAUAUUGUUGUUGAUGUUGGUGGUAAAUAUGACGGUACCAAAUUCUUUGAUCAUCAUCAAAGAGGAUUUGAAGAAACUUUUAAUGAAAAAUAUGCUACAAAAUUAAGUUCUGCUGGUUUAGUUUAUAAACAUUUUGGUAAAGAAAUCAUUGGUGAAGUUAUUCAAUCUAAAGACGAAUCAGUUUUAGAAUUAUUAUAUGACAAGAUCUACAAAGAAUUUAUUGAGUCAUUAGAUGCCAAUGAUAAUGGUGUUUCUAAAUAUGAUAACUUAACUGAAAAGGCUAAAUUCAACGAUAGAAAUAUUACAUUACCAUCAUUAGUUUCAAACUUAAACCCACACUGGAAUGCUGAACAAAGCGAUGAAGAUUUCGAUAGACAAUUUUUAAUUGCCUCUGAAUUAAUGGGUAACGCAUUUGUUAAUGUUGUUAAAAACUAUGGAUUAUCAUGGUUACCAGCUAAAAAAAUUGUUGAAGAUUCAUUUAAUCAAAGAUUUGAAGUUGAUAAAUCAGGUAAAAUUCUUGUAUUAAGUCAAUUUGCUCCAUGGAAAGAACAUUUAUAUGAAAUUGAAAAAAGUAAUGACAAAGAAGGUGAAAUCCUUUAUGUUUUAUUUGAAGAUUCAGGUAAAAACUGGAGAAUUUCAACUGUUCCAAUCACAAGUGCAAGUUUUGAUAAUAGAAAACCAUUACCAGAAAACUGGAGAGGUUUAAGAGAUGAUGCUUUAAGUAAAGAAUCUGGUGUUGAAGGUUGUGUUUUCGUUCAUGCUGCUGGUUUCAUUGGUGGUGCUAAAACUAAAGAUGCUGUCUUACAAUUAGCAAGAUUAAGUUUGUAA